UCUGUGACGUAAGGCUUAGGUGAAAUGUACGGUUUGCUACACGCGUUAUAAAUACAAUUUAAAAACAAUAAAUAUUAAAAUUUGUAAUGUAGCUUAGAGGCAAGAAGUUGAAUUGUCGAAAAUGUCAAACGAAUCGUCACCAGAACUAGAAUCGUCGGUAAGGCAUCGAAGUCUGUAUAAAUUCACAACACCUCCGUGGAAAGAAACUUACCGUCAGAAAUGCCAUGAACGUUUGCAAAAUAGUCGUCAACGUCUUUUUAAUAAAUUCAGAGGACUUACCAUUGAAACUGAUGCAUUUCAAAAAGAUGCUAUUGAACAAAAGAUAAAACAGAUAAUGGAAGAAGAGUGGACAAAGAUGCAUAAUAGUUCUAUUAGUAAUAAAUCUUUUGAGGUGAGCAUUUAAGACUUAAAGAUAUAC
This is a messenger RNA of Centruroides sculpturatus (bark scorpion), 418 nucleotides long. Its product is annotated as RPA-interacting protein A-like. Lineage: Eukaryota; Metazoa; Arthropoda; Arachnida; Scorpiones; Buthidae. Gene Ontology annotation, cellular component: nucleus. The transcript has 2 exons. The coding region runs from base 122 to 403 and encodes 93 amino acids. The record is from RefSeq and is a predicted model, not a curated record. Gene Ontology annotation, biological process: protein import into nucleus.